Pseudocercospora fijiensis CIRAD86 is the source of this 864-nucleotide messenger RNA. RefSeq lists its product as uncharacterized. The record is from RefSeq and is a predicted model, not a curated record. NCBI's taxonomy places the organism in Eukaryota, Fungi, Ascomycota, Dothideomycetes, Mycosphaerellales, Mycosphaerellaceae. The transcript has a single exon. Bases 248 to 826 code for a protein of 192 amino acids.
GAUGAUUUCGAAAACUGAUGUAGGACUGGAACCAGAUAUCUGCACACUUGAUCGUGUUCGAUCUAGGUCUGUUGAUAUGUGAGAUGCAGACAAGCUCGAUGCUGUCGUGAAGGAGGGAGCAGCUGCAAAUCCGGGCCGGACUGGAGAUCCGGAGUCGAAAGUUCGUUCCAACGCCAGCAACCACGACGUCGGGAAAUGGCGAAGCAGGAAGAGGCCACAGCAUCAACAAUAAAAUACCGUAGCAGUCAUGAACACAAGCCCAGGGGUACGCUACCCGGGCAGCAUGCACACGCGCUUUGCUGGAAUGUCAAUGCCAAUGCGCGUAGUGACACGUGCAACGUCAGACCCAAGCCCGUUUGCCAAGAUGGGACAAGUCGCAAGUCGUGUAACUCUUGACCACCGGAUCAGUUGCACGAAUAUCUCGCACAGAGAUAAUAGCAAGCCAGCACCAGGAGGACAGACUCAGAUUGAAAUGGAAAGCAAUCCGAUGUUGGUGUUGAACUCAGACAGAACAUUUGAACUCAAUCCGGAAAAAUGUUUCGGCUUAUGCCAAGCUUUCAUUACAGUAUCAUUGCACAGCGCAGAAGUACAUACAUGUUCCGUGAACGAAGAACCAAGACCCAACAGCCUCCCACCUUCACCGUGGACAGACAGACCGAGGAGGAUGAUUGCAAGGAAAGUAGCGAAAAAGAAGGUCAUGAACUCAUUCUCGUCGGGUACCAGCCGUCAAAGCUUCAAAACAGAGAAGUCUUUCUUUCAUAGGCACAAGAAAUUGAAAGCAGGACGAAGAAGAAUCCGGGGGAAAGAAGGAAAGUAUCUAGUCUAGAAUAGAGCCGUGUAUGGGACACAGUCACUUCUCUCGUG